CAUGGCUGCCUACCAGAGUGCCGAGUGGAGGGUGGUGUGCGAGAAAUUUCGCCAUGCCCAAAAUCUCUCAGAAGUAGAGUCAAGAAAAGACCCUGAGAAUAACCCUUUCCGAUCGAAAUACAAAGCUAGAGAACUACUGAAGGAAAUCCACUGUUCUUUAAAAAAAAUCAAGACCGAGGAAGGAGGAGGGGAGGUUGACAAUGAAGCUGACAGUGAGUCCGAUCAGAUGGUGCAUAGAGAACCGGAGAAUGAUGCUGAGAAAGCGUGCGCCGAAGAGUCUCCAGCCGGGCUGCGAGCGGCGAGGCUCGCGGUGCUCCAGUACUAUCUCGGCGUAAACCACAUCGAGACAGAGGAGCUCUCCGCCGGCGAGCAGCACCUCAUGAACUGCAUGAAACUGAUCGACAAGUGCACAAUAACACGGGAGAACGUCUCAUUGUUUAUACAGGCCCGGAACCAGCUUGGGAUUUUGUGGGCUGGAAGAGAUGAGACCGAGAAAGCGCAAGGAUUUUUGGAGAGCGCCGAAUCAAUGUAUUUGCGCUACAUGAAAGAGGAUGGUCAACCACCAAUGGAUCUUCAAGAUUUUUUUGUGGCAGAGGGAGAUGAAUUAUCCCAACAAGAGAAGAUAAGAAGGUUUGAAAUGGCAUAUACUCACACACUUUAUUACCUUGCUCAAGUGUACAAGAAUCUGGAGGAGUAUGAGAGAGCUGGACAGUACUGUCACAGCACGCUACAGAGACAGCUGGAGUACAAGCAGUUUGUGCCGCUCGAGUGGGCCAUUAAUGCAGCCACACUGUCUCAGUAUUACAUCACCAAGACACGAUACAUGGAGGCUCGUCACUGUUUGGCUGCGGCUAGUGUCAUUUCUACACUUGCUGGAGAAAUCCCCUCAGAAGCAGCUGCCAAAGAAAGUGAGGCUGAAUGUGAAAAGCGUGAAGAACUUCUUCAGAAGCGAUCUGAAAUUGCCAGAUGCUGGAUCAAAUAUUGCCUUAAUCUACUGCAAGAUGCUAAAAAGCUUCUGGAGGAUAAUAUCGGAGAACUAGACUUGGAUCGGCAGGAGGAACUUAAGAGAGCACAUCGGAAUGAAGAGGAAGAAAAAGAGAAGGGAAGAAAGAGCGCCAUCCUUUUUGGUUCAAGUGAUACAUUCGACUCCAUUUGCAGCCUAGAGGAGAAAGUAAGCAGUGUCCUUCCAUUGGACUUUGAAGAAGCCCGUGCCAUCUUCCUGGUGGGUCAAGGCUACAUAGCCCAAGCCAAGGAGUAUUUUGCGAUGGAUGGUCACGUGACUGAUCAUAUCGAAAUCUUGCAGGACCAUAGCGCACUCUUCAAGGUCCUAGCCUUCUUUGAACAGGACCUGGAGCGGCGCUGUAAGAUGCACAAGCGUCGUGUUGACAUGCUGGAGCCAAUCUGCAAGGAUUUGAAUGCUCAGUACUAUCUGUUAAUUUGCCGGCAACUGCAGUUUGAACUUGCAGAAACGUAUUAUGAGAUGAUGGACUUGAAGUUGGCUGUGGCCGACAAGCAAGAUCAGCCAGAUGUGCAUACCAUUAAAAAGUUUAACCACUUGUGUUCCUCCUCUAUAAAGUAUUAUCAGAUGUUUCUUGACUCCAUCCGCUCCCCAGAGGGCAAAUUUCCAGAGAAGCUUGAGGAUGACGUGCUGAGGCCAGCUUUAGUGGCCAAAUUCCGUGUGGCCAGAUUACAAUCCAAGUUUAUCUCCAGUAACCUGGCUACUCAGUUGGAGAAUCUCACCCUCUCAUUAGAGUCUUACAACUUUGUUGUGCAAUACUGUGAGGAACACCCAGAAGCCAAGAAGGCAGUUGAGACAGAGUUAGAGCUGAGUGAGGAGAUGGUCUCACUGCUACCUCUAAAGAUCAAUAGAAUCAGAUCCACGAUGUCCACCUCCAACUAAAUGAUAAGCUGUAGAUUCUGAUGUGUAUUGAGUGUAAUGCCCUCACAUAAAUAUGAACCACUGACACAUACACUACCCUUUGUUUUGUGCCUGUCAUUAUCCCAUGAUUAGAUGUAUCUAAUGAGCAUUCACAGGACAACAUUGGAAGAAAUUCCUUCAUGCUUUGCCUUUGUAACCCUGGGAACAUUUAUGAGAAGUCUUUAUGAACUGAUGUAUUUGCAUGAUUUACAGCCACUAAUUUAUUUUUAAUGUGCAAUGUAAAAUUAUAAUUAAGAACAAUGUUCUAAUAAAAACAACGUAUGUUUACUUAGCCUAAAAUAAAUAAA
Messenger RNA from Xyrauchen texanus (razorback sucker), 2226 nucleotides. RefSeq names its product KIF-binding protein. Lineage: Eukaryota; Metazoa; Chordata; Actinopteri; Cypriniformes; Catostomidae. The transcript is spliced from 7 exons. The record is from RefSeq and is a predicted model, not a curated record. Gene Ontology annotation, molecular function: protein binding. Bases 2 to 1900 code for a protein of 632 amino acids.